Messenger RNA from Scedosporium apiospermum, 1818 nucleotides. RefSeq names its product Arylsulfatase. The transcript is spliced from 2 exons. The coding region runs from base 1 to 1818 and encodes 605 amino acids. Lineage: Eukaryota; Fungi; Ascomycota; Sordariomycetes; Microascales; Microascaceae. The record is from RefSeq and is a predicted model, not a curated record. Gene Ontology annotation, molecular function: arylsulfatase activity.
AUGGCAGACGACCGCCCAAACUUCCUCGUCAUCGUAGCGGAUGACCUGGGUUUCAGCGACUGCGGAUGUUUUGGUUCGGAAAUCUCUACGCCGAACAUAGAUGCCCUCGCUUCUGACGGCAAUUCGCUUCGGUUUACCAACUUUCAUGUCGCCGCAGCCUGUUCACCUACGCGCUCAAUGUUGAUGACUGGAACGGACCACCACAUCGCAGGCCUCGGCCAACUUCAAGAAAUCACUAGGGCAUCGUCCGCCCAUGCUGGCCAGCCGGGUCACGAGGGCUACCUUAACGAACGUGUCGUUGCGCUUCCGGAACUCUUAUCGGACGGCGGCUACUUCACCUGCAUGUCCGGCAAGUGGCACCUGGGCUUAAAGCCGGAACACCAUCCCUUCCAGCGAGGGUUCAAGAAGUCGUUUGCUCUUCUGCCGGGGUGUGCGAACCACUACGGUUACGAGCCGCAGUACGAUGACCCGCGCUCGGAGCCGGAUAAGUUCUUCGAGACUGCGACGCGAGCCCUUCAUGCAGAAGAUGACAAGAUCCUGGGCAAGCUUCCUAGCGGAUUUUACAGCAGCGAUGCGUACGCCGACAAGCUUAUUGAGUACCUCGAAAACCGCACCGAGGAAGAAAGGCGCCAACCUUUUUUUGCGUAUUUGCCAUUCAGUGCCCCCCACUGGCCUCUGCAGGCCCCCAAGGAGGUCUGCGACAAGUACCGGGGCAUGUAUGACGACGGACCUGAUGCCUUGCGGAAGAGGCGGCUGGAGAAGCUAAAGGCCAUUGGCAUGGUCGACCCUGGAGUUAUUCCUCAUCCAGUGGUUAUCGCAGGUGGAAAGCCGGAGAAGUGGGACGAACUCCCCGAAAACGUGCGCAAGGCAUCAAGCCGCGCCAUGGAGGUGUAUGCCGGCAUGGUAGACCGCAUGGACUGGAAUAUUGGGCGUGUUCUCGAGCACCUCAAAACGACAGGCACGUAUGACAACACACUCAUUUUGUUCAUGAGUGACAAUGGGGCUGAGGGCGCCAGCUACGAGGCUACCCCUCUCGUCGGUGACAACAUCAUGGCCCAUAUCGAAAAGUACUACAACAACAGUCUGGAGAAUAUUGGAAGGGCCGACAGCUUCGUCUGGUAUGGCUGUCGCUGGGCACAGGCUGCAACCGCGCCUUCACGCCUUUUCAAGAUGCACUCGACAGAGGGAGGAUGUAGAGUACCGCUCGUCGUCAAGCCUCCUGCGCGCCUCGUGUCUCAAACAGCGGCUAGCAACAGCGUCAUUACCGAUGCCUUCUGCACCGUUAUGGAUAUUGUCCCCACGCUCUUAGACCUAGCGAGACUCAGCCACCCUGCUACUUACAAGGGACGUAAAAUCGCACCGCUACGGGGCCGCAGCUGGGUCAACUUCCUCUCCCUCAUCCACUCGACCGACUCUCCAUCCGGGCGCCACGGCAUCCACGGCUCAGACUACGUCAUGGGCUUUGAGAUAGCAGGGUCAGGCGCAUUGCGCCGAGGGGACUGGAAAAUCACCUUCGUCCCGGCGCCCAAAGGCCCGCAGAAGUGGGAGCUGUUCAACAUUAUGGACGAUCCCGGUGAGAUAACCGACCUCGCGGAGGAGAGGCCGGAGCUUCUGAGCGAGAUGCUGGCACUCUGGGAGGAAUACAAAAGUGAUGUUGGGGUCAUAGGAGUGGCGGGAGAGUAUCCCCAGAUAAUUCAAGGGAAAGGGUCAGUUUUUGACGAGAUGGAUGACCCAUAUGCGUGGAUUAAAUACAUCGGAAAACCAGACAUUACACCGGAAAGGCUCGAGAGUGUGGUCCCCAAGGUAUCGAGCAUAUAA